UCCCACUCGCGCAGCGAGGUUCUGCGCGGGCCGCAUUGUCCGCCGCACUCGCAGCUCCCGACCGCCGGCCUCGUCCCGCGCCACCGCUCCCCGCGCGUCCCAGGGCCCCGCGCCGAGCGCCGGCCGCGGGAUUCUGACUCGGAAAGGGGGCGCGCCCGGGCGCCGCGGCGGGCCUCCUACGCCUCGGGUCCCGCGCGGAGCAGCCGCGGCAGCAGAAGAGGACUUUCAAGAUUUCUCCAGCUGGAUUAACCAGACCUUCUGGUUUCCAUAGUCUGAGUGGGGAUGUAGAGUCUGUGCCUACCAUACCACCCAGAGAACUAGCAAUUUAAACGUCACCCAGGAAUAUUAGAAGUGACUCUCUUUAGGGGAAGGGACCCCGUCCCACCUCAUCAUGUCUCGGCGAAGCCAGCGCCUCUCGCGCUACUCCCAGGGUGAUGACGACGGCAGCAGCAGCAGUGGUGGGAGCUCAGUGAUGGGGAGUCAGAGCACCCUGUUUAAAGACAGUCCUCUCAGGACUCUGAAGAGGAAAUCCAGCAACACGAAGCGCCUCUCCCCAACGCCACAGCUGGACCCCCCCUCCGACACGCACACCUCCUACUACAGCGAGUCCGUGGUCAGGGAGUCCUACUAUGGUAGCCCCCGAGCCGUCAGCCUCGCCCGGAGCUCCAUCCUCGAUGACCAGCGGCAUAGUGACCCCUACUGGAGUGACGAUCUGCGGGUGAGGAGGAGGAGAGGCACCGGUGGCACCGAGAGCAGCAAAAUCAACGGGCUGGUGGAGACCAAGCUGUCGGAGGACUUCCUCGGGUCUUCCUCGGGCUACUCGUCUGAGGAUGACUAUGUAGGCUACUCGGAAACGGACCAGUGGAGUUCAGGUUCACGGCUGAGGAACACUGUGUCUCGGGCCGGCUCUUUGUUCUGGACGGUGUUCACUUUUCCAGCCCGGCUCUGUGGACUUCUCUACUGGUGGGUCGGCACCACUUGGUAUCGCCUGACGACAGCUGCCUCCCUCCUUGAUGUCUUCGUUUUAACCAGGCGCUUCUCGUCCCUGAAGACCUUCCUGUGGUUCCUCUUACUGCUGCUGCUCCUGACUGGCCUGACCUAUGGUGCUUGGUAUUUCUACCCCUAUGGGCUGCAGACAUUCCAACCCGCCGUGCUUUCCUGGUGGGCAGCAAAGGGCAGUGGCCGGCAGCAUGAAGCAUGGGAGUCCAGAGACGCGUCCCCACAUUUCCAGGCUGAGCAGCGCAUUCUGUCCAGGGUACACUCUCUGGAACGGCGCCUGGAAGCUCUUGCUGCCGAAUUUUCCUCCAAUUGGCAGAAGGAGGCCAUGAGGCUGGAACGCUUGGAGCUGCGGCAAGGGGCCGCUGGCCAGGGCGGCGGGGGCAGCCUGAGCCAUGACGACACCCUGGCGCUCCUGGAGGGGCUGGUGAGCCGCCGCGAGGCUGCCCUGAAGGAGGGUUUCCGCAGGGACACUGCUGCCCAGAUCCAGGAGGAACUGGUCACCCUGAGAGCAGAGCAUCAACAAGACUCAGAAGACCUCUUCAAGAAGAUUGUCCAGGCCUCCCAGGAGUCUGAGGCCCGACUCCAGCAGCUGAAGUCCGAGUGGCACAGGAUGACCCAGGAGUCAUUCCGGGAGAGCUCCAUGAAGGAGCUGGGGCGGCUGGAGGGCCAGCUGGCAGGCCUGCGGCAGGAGCUGGCAGCGCUGGCUGUGAAGCAGAACUCGGUGGCGGACCAAGUGGGCCUGCUGCCCCAGCAGCUCCAGGCCGUGCGGGACGACGUGGAGUCUCAGUUCCCUGCCUGGGUCAGUCAGUUCCUUCUCCGAGGUGGGGGGGCCCACACUGGGCUCCUUCAGCGAGAGGAGAUGCAAGCGCAGCUGCAGGAGCUGGAGAGCAAGAUCCUCACGCACGUGGCCGAGAUGCAGGGCAAGUCAGCAAGGGAGGCCGUGGCCAGCCUGGGGCUGAAGCUGCAGAAGGAAGGCGUGGUCGGGGUGACAGAGGAGGAUGUGCGCCACAUUGUGAGCCAGGCCCUGAAGCGCUACAGUGAGGAUCGCAUCGGGAUGGUGGACUACGCGCUGGAAUCGGGAGGGGCCAGUGUUAUCAGUACCCGAUGUUCUGAAACCUACGAGACCAAGACAGCCCUCCUCAGCCUGUUCGGCAUCCCCCUGUGGUACCACUCCCAGUCGCCUCGAGUGAUCCUGCAGCCAGACGUGCAUCCAGGCAACUGCUGGGCCUUCCAGGGGCCCCAGGGCUUUGCCGUGGUUCGCCUUUCUGCCCGCAUCCGCCCCACUGCUGUCACCUUAGAGCACGUGCCCAAGGCCUUGUCACCCAACAGCACCAUCUCCAGUGCCCCCAAGGACUUCGCCGUCUUUGGGUUUGAUGAAGACCUGCAGCAGCAGGGGACACUUCUGGGCCAGUUCACCUACGACCAGGAUGGGGAACCCAUUCAGACGUUUUAUUUUCAGGACCCUAAGGCCUCGUACCAGGUCGUGGAGCUGCGGGUCCUGACCAACUGGGGCCACCCGGAGUACACCUGCGUCUACCGCUUCCGGGUGCAUGGGGAGCCUGCCCAGUAGGCCUUCUCUGUGCUGCUGCCAGCCAGCUGGGCGGCCAGCCCCGCAGCGCGCGCCCCCUUCUCGAGUGGGAGAGCAGCACCCUUGCCAUUUCCCCCACCCGCUUGAUCAGCUCACUUACUUCCAGGAGCAAGAAGCCCUGGCCCAGUGGAGAGAAUGUGCAGGGCUUUCCUGGCAGGCUCCAGCGUCUUGAUUCUUCGCUGUCCUCGUGCCAGGCACCGGGCAUCUACUUCCCCCUCCUGGGGGCGGGGUGUAUAUAUGUAGCAUAUCAUUCAGGAUAGGCAGGAGGGGUGAUGAGCGAACCUGUUCCAGCAGCCUGCCUGCCCCUUGCCCUUGGUGGAGGGGUUGACACCUAGGAAGCUGUUGGGAGGUGUGUGAAUGAUACACGUGCCAAAGCCAUGGAUGGGACAAGCUAAGGCCUGAGGCAGGGAAGUGAGGCCCUCUGGAGGGUGCUCACUGCACAGGUUGGGACUGGACAGCCAGCAGGCAGGAAGCUCCUGGUAGAGGGUAGCUGGGCUCUUCCAGAAGCCAGUGCCAUCAACCUGUAGGGUCCUUGAAGGGAUUCUGUCUUUGUCCUGGGCCAAGGUGGGCUAUGGGGCUUCUCGCCCUAGAGCAGGAGUGUCCAAACUUUUUUCAACGUUUUUCACCAAGGGCCAUAUCCGGUAAAAUACACAAACAGCCAGGCCACUCACUCGAGGUGAUUUUAACUAAAUAUACUUUUGGAAUUUGCUGCAGGCCAAUAAAAAAUGGAUGUGGCCCGCGGGCCGCAGUUUGGACACCCCUGCCCUAGAGGGUCCGGUUCCUGUGAGCCUGGGGGCCGGCCCCGUAGGAUCCCAUGCUGGGGAUACUCGUUGCUUUUCCUCUUCUGAUGCUGGGAUUGGGGCGUGCCUGUGCCCCAGAGCAAGCCUGCCACAUUCCCCCAGGGUGCAGGGACCGCAGACCUGUCCCUUGAGGCCAUAAGCAUCCUGGGCCAGCUAAAAGGGUGGGAGCAGGGGACUCCCUUGGUUGUCCUGGUGGCCCAGUGAUGACAGUGAUAUUCAGGGUGUCGUGAUGGAAGGAAGUCUGUCUGCACUGUGGGCCUUGCCCCACCUUCAUCACAAUCAGGUCCCUGAUGUAAGGGGCCGCAGCCGCCCCUUUGGGGCUCCUUUCAGCUCUUGCUCAAUGCUGUUUCCUUUCUUGCUUUUUUUCUAUGGGGGGUUGGGUAGGAGGGGGCCUGAGGCAGGGGCUUUUUGACCCAGCAGGCCCUGCUGUAUUAUGUAAAUAUUUUUCAAGGUCUGUUUUUUAACUGAAAAGCUAAGGGCUUGAUUCUUAGCCCCGUUCUGUGGGGCAUUGGGUGAUUUCAGUUUCUUGUAAUCCGGCUGCCAAGAGGGGCUGCCAUGUAGGCAGGCGCCCUUAGGAACAGGGCAGGCCGAGUGGGCUCCCGCAGGAUGCUGGAAUGAAGGGGAGACCCCAGGCUGUCCUGGGGUCCUCCAGCACUGGCCCCUGCACAGCUUCUGCCCCCAACCAGGUUUCAUUUUGUGCUCUUUUGUCACAAAUGCUGCACUAUUGGGUUCUUAAUUUUUUAUCUCGAUUCUAAUUUAUGCCUAUGCAAAAAAUAAAUCGUGCCCAGGACU
Messenger RNA from Rhinolophus ferrumequinum (greater horseshoe bat), 4179 nucleotides. RefSeq names its product Sad1 and UNC84 domain containing 2 (gene SUN2). The record is from RefSeq and is a predicted model, not a curated record. Gene Ontology annotation, biological process: nuclear envelope organization. Gene Ontology annotation, cellular component: nuclear envelope; meiotic nuclear membrane microtubule tethering complex. The transcript is spliced from 19 exons. The coding region runs from base 392 to 2569 and encodes 725 amino acids. NCBI's taxonomy places the organism in Eukaryota, Metazoa, Chordata, Mammalia, Chiroptera, Rhinolophidae. Gene Ontology annotation, molecular function: protein-membrane adaptor activity.